AUGUCGCUGCAGGUUUACGUUAACAAAAAGGUACUGGUCCUGACCAGUGAUUCCCGAACGCUCCUAGGCACAUUACUUUCGUGUGAUCAAAUGACCAAUCUCGUCCUCUCCAAUACGAUUGAGCGUAUAAUCAGGCCGCCGGAGGAUAUAGAAGCUUCCAGCGAAGUUUCACAUGGUCUUUAUCUCGUUCGUGGCGAUAAUGUCGCGUGUGUAGGUCUCGUAGACCAAGAACUAGAUGAUUCAAUCAGCUGGACAGAAGUGAGGGGGGCCGUCAUUGGAGGGAUCAAACAUUCGUGA
Blumeria graminis f. sp. triticale is the source of this 297-nucleotide messenger RNA. The record is from the annotation of a GenBank genome assembly. NCBI's taxonomy places the organism in Eukaryota, Fungi, Ascomycota, Leotiomycetes, Helotiales, Erysiphaceae.